This is a messenger RNA of Danio rerio (zebrafish), 2231 nucleotides long. The record is from RefSeq and is a predicted model, not a curated record. NCBI's taxonomy places the organism in Eukaryota, Metazoa, Chordata, Actinopteri, Cypriniformes, Danionidae.
AAUCAUUUUAUUUCAAUGUAGUCUUAAAAUUAAGGUUUAUUUAUGCGUUCUAUUUCAAUUAAGUAUCUUUAAACUGAGAUUUUUCCACUAAGUGUUACAUUUUCCUAAAGGUUCUUAGUAAAAUACAUCUAAAAAUUGUUCUUUAAAAAAAUUAACACAUUUGAUAACAAAAAAAAUGGUUUCUAUGGAAAACCAAAAUCUAGUGAAAACCUCUUUUUUGGGGAAAGCAUGGGGGGUUGUUUGCAGGUGCUUCUACACUUUUAUUGGGUUUCUUUAUUCUGUAGAACACAAGGUGUAUUGAAGAAUGUUAUCAUAAUCAUUAACAUCCUAAGUGCGGGGUAUAUGGAAAUCAGUGGCUAGCCUAUAUGUCAAAUGUUAUAAAUAUCUUCCUUUGUGUUCAACAAAAAUAAGAAAUUCAAACAUGUUUGGAACAACCAGAGGGUGAAUAUGAUGACAGAAGUUUGAGUAAAUUAUCAAUGUAAAGAGUGAAAGUUCUUUCAAGUUUGUUUGCCAAAAUUGGAAAUAUCAUUACAAUCACGCAUUGCAUCUAAGCUGAAGUCCAGAUUUUAAGGACAUGACCCUUGCGAGACCUUCUCAGACCCCCGAGGGGAAACACAGGAAUAUUAAGAAGCUUACAGAAAUAAUCAACGUUCAGUUGGUUUACAUAAGCCAGUUUGAGACAGAGUGAAAAUUCAUUUGAUAUUUAAUUGCUUAAGAUCAUUCAAACCAGACGACUGGUCCAUGUUUACGAGACAAAAAAAAGUUAAGAAACCUGGCAUUUAUGCGCUAAGCGUGUAAUACCAGCACAAAGCCAAGUGCAAACCAGAGUUGGGAGGUGGAAACAUGCGGGGCUUACCAGGAUAGCGCGCUUAGUGCAGUCACAAGACCCGACCAUCCAUGAACAAAAACGUCCAGGCGUUUAUUUCACUGCUCGGCUACAUUUAAAGCAAGUAUAUUUGGAUACGUGAAGGUUCCCCAUCCUUUCCAUGGGGUGCGUGGCGCGAUGGAUAUCUCCAAGAACAUUUACGCAUUCAGCACUUUGCCAGCUAUGAUUCUUUUUAAAAACCGCAUAGAGGAGUUUUGAGACACUUUUUAUUGUUAUCUGAACUUCUGUGAUGAGUUUGAAACGAAAGGAGGGGCGAGUGUCAAAGGAACUGACCACGAGUUGAGAAGAAAAAAAAAAACUAAGGGAAAGAUGUCUACAUUUGCCACCCACACGAUAUCGAUUGUAUUACAUUCAAGAAGCUUCGCACUUGACGUAUAAAAACAAGACGCAUGUUCUCAAGAAAGACACGAGACAACAGGAACUUUUGGAAGAUAUAUUUUUCUCUGGCAACUUUGCGUCCACAUCAUUAGAGGCAGAAGCACCUACCAAUAUAUAAUCGUUCUGGAAAGCCAUGCGGGCUGAGAAGAGAUGGCACAUCUUGUUGAGUAUGAUUCUUUUGCUCAUCACCUCCAGCCAGUGCAUGGACAGCAAGGAGGUAAAGGAGUCGGAAAGGAAAACUCUGCUUAAUCUAAUCCUGCAAGUGAUCGGGGAAAAGCCCGCGUCCAGACGCGUCACCAGUGGCCUCUACUCUGUAUCUCAAGAUGCUAAGUUUUCCUCGCGUGAAAACACUGCACAUUUGCCCAAGCCGGACAACAGCAGACCAAUAGAGAUUGUCCCAAGAGACACAAGCAUGAAAGACAAAUUUAUAGAGCAUUUUACAGCAGGGCCAGUCAAGUUUCCAUCUGAAUGCAGGACACAUUUCCACAGAAUUUAUCACAACACAAGGGAUUGUUCCAGACCGACAUAUUAUAAAAGAUGUGCAAGAUUGCUAACAAGGCUAGCGAUGAGUCCCCUUUGCACACAAUCAUAGAAAACGCAUGUCCUGAGGAUAUAAAAGAAGAAGCUCUGAGGAUUUUGGAGUACAUUAUUUUUUUCCAAGGAAGUGCCUUCAAACCACUGCAAUUAACUGUCAUUGUUUUCAUUUACUGUCAUUUCCAUUUCCAACGAAAGAUUGUUCUGAAUGAAUACAAAAUAUAAUUUUUUGCUUAUCAUAAUUUAUAUGUUUGUGUUAUGAUGCUAUUAAAAUAUAGUUUUGUUUAAUAGCUUUGCUUUUGAUAUUAUGAGUUUUAAAGAAAGUAUUAUUUAUCGUUGCUGCCAGUUAUUUAUUUAAAUGAUGUGUAAAUAUUCUGUCCUGAUUACCAGAGAGGAUAUUGGAAUAUGUAUCUCAUUAAAACCGUCAUUACUA